Juglans regia (Persian walnut) is the source of this 2723-nucleotide messenger RNA. RefSeq names its product protein REVEILLE 1-like. Gene Ontology annotation, molecular function: DNA binding. The record is from RefSeq and is a predicted model, not a curated record. The transcript is spliced from 6 exons. NCBI's taxonomy places the organism in Eukaryota, Viridiplantae, Streptophyta, Magnoliopsida, Fagales, Juglandaceae. Bases 798 to 2291 code for a protein of 497 amino acids.
CUCUGAUGUGGCGGCGACCUCUGUUUUCUUCCCUUUUUCUUCACAUUCACAGGCCAAAACUCCAAACUACCCAUUCUCUCUUCUUCUCCCCUUCCUCCUCAGCCCUUUGUAUCUCAAACCUCUCUGUCUCUCUCUCUGAGUUUCUUUUAUAGAGUAUUUUUCGGUGUGCGGGAGGCGAGGGGUGUGUUUUUCCGGUUACAAUUGCAUCGAGGGAUCAAGGGGAUCCGGUACUCCUGUGAUUGGAAUACUGUUGUUUCUUCCAUGCUCGAACUCUGUUUCGAAUAAUUUUUUUCCCCAAAAAUAAAAAAGGAUUUAUAAAUAUAGUUUAUUGGUGAGGCUCUUGUCGAUUUUGUGUUAUAUAUUUCCUCUUCGUCUGUCGCACAGUCUGUAGUUGUUUUGUGACUAAGUCGGAGGCUAUUCUUUCUAUCCGAGAAAUUUCGUGAACUUUGGUUGCUAAUCAGUGAAGCUACCGACUCGAAGUGGGAGUCUUUUGCUGUGUAAGGACGGAGCUUCAAGGCUUUUUUGGAUUGUUCAAUUCUAGGGUUACUGAGAGUUCCAAGCUUGGAAUCAGCCGGGAGCCGAAGAGAAAAGUUCUAUUUCUUGGGUUAAUUUGUUUGGAUCAGAUGGGUAUGUUACUGUACGGAAUCGAUUCCAUCAGGGUCUCUUAAAUUUAUGAAUGUUUUGAUUCUGCAUGCAAAAGGAGUGAGACAAAGCGGCUUUGUGGAGAAGCGAAGUCAAAGAGUACUCCGAGUGUUUGGUUCUUUUAAGCAUAAGGCGGUUUGGAGGUUUCUGCAGCUAUGGCUAUUCAGGAUCAAAGUGUGGGAACUCGUUCACGUUCUGUUCUCCAGGGAAGUAAUGAAGUAUCUUUGAGUUCUGGGCUACAUUCUGUAACUGGUGCCCAACUUAGGGAUCGGUUUUCUAGCGGGAAUGACUAUGCUACCAAGGUUAGGAAACCAUACACAAUCACGAAACAAAGAGAAAGAUGGUCAGAGGAAGAGCACAAGAAGUUUCUUGAUGCUUUAAAGAUGUAUGGUCGAGCUUGGCGACGGAUAGAGGAGCACGUGGGCACAAAGACUGCAGUUCAGAUUCGAAGUCAUGCUCAAAAAUUCUUCUCUAAGGUUGUUCGUGACUCUAAUGGCAGCAACGCAAGCUCUGAGCCCAUUGAGAUUCCUCCCCCAAGGCCAAAACGAAAGCCCAUGCAUCCUUACCCCAGGAAACUUGUAAUUCCUCCUAAUAAAGAAAUCUCCACUCUGGAGCAGCCACUAAGGUCUGCAUCUCCAAAUUUAUCAGUUUCAGAACAAGAAAACCAUUCUCCAACCUCAGUGUUAUCUGCAGUCGGUUCAGAGGCAGUGGGUUCGCCUGAUUUAGAUUCACCAAAUAAUAGCUUAUCCCCUGUUUCAUCUGCAGCCGAUGUCCAACUUGGUGGCUUAGUACUACCUGAACCUAACCAAUCGACAGACCGAAGUGCAUCUCCAUCACCGGCUCUAAUGACUGUUGGUUCAGUUUCUGAUCAGCAACUUCCCGUGAAAUUCGAGUUGUUUCCCAAAGAAAACGCCUGUACGAAAGAAGUUACUUCAGAGGAAGCAUCACCCCGACAACUUAAGCUUUUUGGGAGGACUGUAUUAGUUACAGAUUCCCACAGACCGUCUUGUCCCAGCACAGGGACUAGUAAACCCAUCCCAGCAGACAUGCAUGAGGAAAAAGUUGUGGAACCGUUACCAGUGAACUCUGAGCCCGUGAAAUCUAUGCCGGGCAAUACCGAAUGCGUUUGGAGUCAUUUGCCACAUGUCCCAAAUGAUGCCCUCUAUUUCAUGCAAUGCCAGAGAAAAAGCUUAAAUCUGCUGGAAAACAGUUCUGCUACUCCUAUACCAUGGUGGACCUUUUGUGGGGGUUUACCACUUCCUUUCAUGCCAUUCCAUAAGGUGGACCCAUCGGGGGGAGCAUAUGGGGACUCUGCUCUAGGAGAAGUCCAUGAUAAAGAAGUCAGGAAAGAAGGUUCCUGGACUGGUUCAAACACUGGAUCGAUGCAUGAUGGGGAAAAUGGCGAUAGAUGUUCAGAGGCAGAGACUCAGAGUCGUCCAUUCUUCCUUAGAAAUGAGAAUCAAGAGAGAAGCAUGAUUUUCCAAUUUAGGCCAAGUGAAAAAUCAGCCUUCUCUGACCUAAGCAUGAGCCCUGAAAAGUGUGUCAAAGGGUUUGUACCAUAUAAAAGAUGUAUGGCAGAGAGAGAGACCCAAUCCUCAACAAUAACAGGUCAAGAGGGAGACGAGAAACGAAUCAGGCUUUGCUUAUAGUGUCCCUCAGUUGUAGAUUCCCCAAAGGAAUUUCCUUUUCUUUCCAGACACAGUUUUAACAGGCUUAGAAACUGAUGUUGGUACAGUUUAGUGGACUGUAGGGGUUUCAGCUGCUGGAUGACUGGGGAUGAGAAAGAAAAUGAAGUUGGAACAAUAUCCCUUUUUGCAGCUUUGCAAAUUCUCAUCUAGGUUUUUUUUUUUUUUUUUUUUUUGUAACCUACUGUUUUUGCCUCCAACUGUUCAAAUCCAUAAGCCCAUCUCUUCUUGUACACAUAAUAUUCUCUUGCUUGCCUUUUCUCUCUUGUCCUCGAUAUCUGCUUUUGUAUUCCUAAUUCUUUUCCUUCGUUGAACUAUGAUUGAUGAAUCACUAGGUCGCUUACUAUGUUAAACAGAACAAGUUUCAUAUUAAGUGUUUAUUUUCUCAGCAUCUGC